AUGCCAAUGGUAUGGAAUGACGAGGCCGACGCGCGGCUGUUUACCGCUGUGCUCGCCACCACGGACGUCAAGAUCGACUGGAAGGCGGUUGCUGCGCUCAUGGGUCCUGAAUGCACGACCAAAGCCCUAAACCACCGCAUUGCGGCCAUCAAGAAGAAAGCUGGACUGUUGGCUACUGGAGGCGGCAUCGCAUCCCCCACCCCAGCCAGUCCUGCCACUCCCGCGUCCGCUAAGAAAGCAACCCCACGUAAGCGUGCCGCGAAAGGAGCCAUGGAAGCCGAAGCCGAAGACGACGAAAACGACGACAAUGGCGCCCCAGUAUCCAAGAAAGCGAAAGCGAAGAAGACCAGCACGCCUAAGGUCGCUAAGAAGGCUGCUCCGACGGCUGCAGAUGCCACGCACAGCAAGGGAUGUAAGAAGGUCAAGUGCGAGAGUGAGGAUGAGGAUGAUGGUGCGCAAGAUUGA
Molecule: messenger RNA, 465 nt
Organism: Cladophialophora yegresii CBS 114405
Lineage: Eukaryota; Fungi; Ascomycota; Eurotiomycetes; Chaetothyriales; Herpotrichiellaceae
Exons: 3
Coding region: 1-465 (154 amino acids)
Source: RefSeq, a predicted model, not a curated record